AUGGCGGCUGGGGGCCUGGGCGGCGGGGCCCUCCCGGGCUGGCUGCGGGGCUCCGACCGGGCCGUGCUGGCCCGGCUGCGGGGCUGGGCCGUGGUGCGGCCCGAUUUCCUCAGCGUGGACGAAGAGGCCGCCCUGAGCCGGGAGCUGGACCCGCAACUCCGCCGCCGCCGCUACCAGUUCGACCACUGGGACGCGGCCAUCCACGGCUUUCGGGAAACGGAAAAGUCGCGCUGGUCGGAGCCGAGUCGAGCCAUCCUGCAGCGGGUCCGGGCCGCCGCCUUCGACCCAAACCAACCCCAGUUGCCCCUGGUCCACGUCCUGGACCUGGACCAAAGUGGCUACAUCAAGCCCCACGUCGACAGCGUCAAGUUCUGCGGCAGCACCAUCGCGGGCCUCUCCUUGCUCUCCGCCAGUGUCAUGCGCUUGGUUGACUCCCGUGAUCCCCAGCAGUGGCUGGAGCUCUUGUUGGAACCGCGUUCCCUCUACAUCCUCAGGGGCCCUGCCCGCUACGACUUCUCCCACCAGAUCCUGCGGGACCAGGAGUCCUUCUUUGCAGGACGCAAAGUGCCUCGAGGUCGCCGCAUCUCCGUUAUUUGCCGUUCCCUCCCCGAGGGUGACCGCGGCCCAGACUUGCCCCCGCCAGUGCCUCCCCUUGCCUCCUGACCCGGGGGCCCCUUGGGAAGCAGGGGGCCCAGGAGACCGGGCCGCUCCCCCUCGCCUAUGUUAUUUAUGAAUAAAGUCACAUUUU
Messenger RNA from Tachyglossus aculeatus (Australian echidna), 748 nucleotides. It is a transcript of the gene ALKBH7, whose product is annotated as alkB homolog 7. NCBI's taxonomy places the organism in Eukaryota, Metazoa, Chordata, Mammalia, Monotremata, Tachyglossidae. Gene Ontology annotation, cellular component: mitochondrial matrix. The transcript is spliced from 4 exons. Gene Ontology annotation, biological process: DNA damage response; fatty acid metabolic process. The coding region runs from base 1 to 663 and encodes 220 amino acids. The record is from RefSeq and is a predicted model, not a curated record.